Messenger RNA from Trachymyrmex septentrionalis, 1240 nucleotides. RefSeq names its product josephin-2-like (gene Josd). Gene Ontology annotation, biological process: protein deubiquitination. The transcript is spliced from 5 exons. Lineage: Eukaryota; Metazoa; Arthropoda; Insecta; Hymenoptera; Formicidae. Gene Ontology annotation, molecular function: cysteine-type deubiquitinase activity. The record is from RefSeq and is a predicted model, not a curated record. The coding region runs from base 244 to 945 and encodes 233 amino acids.
UACACUGUUCUGCACUUUAGUGUGCUUUCACUAACUACGACUGUAGUCUGUGGUUAUCAAUCGAGCGUUUUGAGAGGACCACUACUUUUCUACGAUUAUCGUGUGUGCUUUUUGCUAAAUCCAUAUGACAUGUAAUGUAUGUUUGGCGUGCUUUAAUCAAUAUGAUAGUUGAAUAGUUGUUUUUUUAAAGGCACCGGCAGAUUAAUCUAUGCUUUUAGACGGUGGGAAAACUAUGUAGUUGCAAUGGUUGCGAGCACGAUUGAUAUGACUGGAUCUAUAUACCAUGAACGACAAGUGAAGGAGCUGUGUGCAUUACAUGCAUUAAACAACUUGUUUCAAGAGCGUGGAUUUAGCAAGCAAGAAUUAGAUCAAAUUUGUUACAGUCUGAGUCCAGAUGUGUGGAUCAAUCCUCAUAAAUCUCUAUUAGGACUCGGCAACUAUGAUAUUAAUGUUAUUAUGGCUGCUCUUCAAAGAAGAGGACGCGAAGCUGUUUGGUUCGACAAACGUAGAGAUCCAAAGUGUCUUCGUUUAGACAACAUCGAGGGUUUUAUACUUAAUGUCCCAACUGAAUACAAACUAGGUUUUGUGCUACUUCCUUUGAAACGACGUCAUUGGAUCGCUCUGAAAAAGAUACAUGGUGCCUUUUAUAAUCUUGAUUCAAAACUGGACUCGCCGCAAUUAAUAGGAAAGGACAACGAUUUACUCAUAUAUCUAAAGGAUCAGAUAGAUAGCAAGGAAAAGGAACUAUUUCUUGUUGUUACUAGAGAAAUUGAUAGCAAUCAAGGAUGGUUAAUAGAUACAUGUGAAAAUCAAGACGACAAUAACAUGGAUCAUGAUUCCAUUCGGUAUAUUGAGGAUGGAUACCCAGAUAUAGAUUUGAAAAAAUCUGAAUCUAAAGAAAUGAAUGAAAAUGAAGAAUUUCUAGAUAACAAAAAUUCUAGAUAAUUGGGGCCACAUGCACCAUGUUCCACUCAAUUGUGUAUUUAUUCAUUCCCUUGUUGCUAAUUUAAGGAAAGGUAAUUAUAAUUAUUGUAAGGAACUUGGAAUUAUAUAAAAACAGAGAAUACACAGAGAAAAAUAAAGCAGAUAAUGGGAAUUACACCUAAUAAUGUUUCACUGAGCAUGUUUUGCAAUGUUUUUAAUCGUAUUUAUGUGUUAACUCAAAUGUGAUAUUUUUAUCUAUUUACUUUUAUUUUAUUUGAGAAGAGUUAUUUAUAUAUUGUGUACAUUUCGUACUAUU